Molecule: messenger RNA, 3650 nt
Organism: Scheffersomyces coipomensis
Lineage: Eukaryota; Fungi; Ascomycota; Pichiomycetes; Serinales; Debaryomycetaceae
Gene: BCK1
Product: mitogen-activated protein kinase kinase kinase
Exons: 4
Coding region: 205-3627 (1140 amino acids)
Biological process (GO): protein phosphorylation
Molecular function (GO): protein kinase activity; ATP binding
Source: RefSeq, a predicted model, not a curated record
AUACCUCCAGAUGUAUCAUCACGUUAUAGCAGUAGUUCAAUAGAUUUGGUUCCAAGUUAUAGUAGUGAUAGAUUAUCAGAUCAAAAGCCUAUAAGUAGUCAAGAAUUACCCAAUCAUAUACGUCAAAGUUCAGAGUCGUCCACCAUUUCAAAUGCGUCGGCAAACUCUGUCUCGACCUUGCCACUGGAACGGUCAAGUAAAAAUAUGAGAUUUGUAAGAUAUGCCAUGAACACCCAAUCUUCAUCUGCUUCAAGUUCCGGUCGAUGGCCAAUGCUGAGUGUCUUAGUAUGGCUCGACUAUAAUGGAUUUAACAACUCGUGGAAGGAAACAUUCAGAAAGAAUGAAAUAUCAGGUCAUAGGUUUCUAGAUUUAGAGAAUUAUGAAGUGAAUUCACCCACUUGGCAACAAUUCUCGAAGUAUUUAACCAUCGAUGAUGAUAAUAAUUCAGUAGAAAGAUUUCUUGAAUUAUUAAAGAAAGAGAUCGUUAUAUCAGAAGAAGAAAAUCUCCUGCAUUCCAGAAAAGUAUCCGAAUCUCUGAUUUCGCCUGACUUUUAUAGUACUAAUCUUUCAGAUUAUCCUCGACCUCAAUCAGCAUUUUAUAAAAGGAAAUCAGUAGCAUCUAUAUCACCCUCAGAUUCUUAUGCAAACGUCAAUAGUUUGAAAUCAGGCAAGCAAAGACCAUUUUCAUAUAUUGAUCCAAGUAGUUAUAAGAGUCCUACCAUUGAAUUCCCAUCAUCAUUAUCAUCCAACUUUCUUCGAAAACAUAAUCGAUCUAGAUCUAAUGACAGUUCUACGAUUAAGGAUUCUUUACCACCUACAUCUACCGCUUCAGCUACUUCUACUAGUAGUAAGAGUAGUUUGAGCACAAGAAAGGGUGGUAUAUUUGGUACAUUUAAGAAAUUAAGUAAUGACAAAGCCUCUAAACAACAACUAAAAAAUCAACAACAACAGCAACAGUUACAACAACAACAAAUGGUGAAUAAAAAGACACCACAACCAGUUGCAUUUACUACCAAGAAGCAACAUCAUAAGCACCAUAGUCACAGUCCAGUCUUGGUUGAUCCAAAAGAGAAUAUCGCCGAAAAUUCAAAAUUGGUACAAAGAAAACCACCAAGCCCAAUCAUUUUUCCUGUGUUGGAUGAUAAAUAUUUACCUAGAAUUCGAGAAAAGAAGAUUGGUUCAAACUCUACAGUAUUGGUCAGUGAUGAUAAUAAAAAGUUCGUUCCUAUUCAAGUUGGUGAAGAAGAAAAGACUAACUUUAUUAAAUUCAGAGCCAAAGUCUUAUAUGCAUUAAAUCUUGUUGAUGCUGAAGAGGUGACUUUCCAUUUAACUGAUUUUGAUGCUGAAGAAGAGGGAAUGGAAUUACCCGAAUCAGUAUUGCUUCAAGUAUUACAAUCACAAUCAAUUUGCAAAUUAGUUGUCCAUCACAUCUUGCAUUCACCAGAUACAACUACUUUUUCAACAACAUCAUCUGAUUCUAAAUCUUUUGAAUAUAAUCAUACUCCUCAAUACUUACUUGAAAGUUCGAAAGAUAAAGAAAUCGAUUAUUUGAAUGUGAAGAGUGAUUAUAUGUUAAGACAAAUUCAUAAAAAGACCAUUGAAGAAGGCGGUUUGCUUAAUAAUAAGUCAUAUAGGAAGCAUUUAACUCAUCAAGAUUUCCCCAUGCAAUUGGAGAUCCCAACUAAUAGAAAAUUAUCACAAGAAGCAACUAAUAUUAAACCUACCAGUUCAUUACUGGCUGAAACAACGAUCACAGCUACUAAUAGUAAUAGUAGUAGAAAUUUAUUUGUCCAUAAGGAAAAUGAUCCGACAACAAUAUCAACAUUUAAGAUUUUACCACCUCGGGGUAAUUUGAUUGAUUUUGAAAAGAGACGUGAGAAUAAACCAUUCCAAACUGCUCCUAAGCCAAUUGCUACUAUUCAAGAUUCAUCACUUACUGAUUCUCAUAGAUCACCAGUAUCAGCUACUACAGUUUCAAUCUUAAAGGAUGAUAAGAAAACUCCAACAAACAGAAUCAUUCCUAAGAGAGUAGCUCCACCUCCUCCUGCUGAAAUUCAAGGAUUAAAGAGAACAAAUUCAAUUCAAAGACGUAAUCGAGUCUCAUCUGUGUCAAGUAUAACUAGUUCUAUACUUGAUAGAAAUAGAAGUCGUAAUUCAAGUAUAAGUUCUCGAAGAAAUGAUGUUGAUUUAUUCAAAGAGAAUACCAUUGUAUUUGAUGAUGUUCCAUUAGCCGAUUUUAAUCCUAAUAAUGGUGAUGAUCAAUUUUUUAUUAAACCACUCAAACCAAUUCUGAAUGUUCGAAAGUUAACUUUAAGAGAUGGAAAGAAUAAUAUAAACCCAACGGUUAGACCUGCUAUUUUAGAAGUGUAUGAGAAUUUUGAUCGAUAUUUUCCUGAUACAGAUUUAGAAAAACCCAUUAUUAAUGAAGAUCCAACACCUGGAGCUUCUGUUCCUAUUUCUGGAGAUGAAAACUUACCAGUUCGGAAACCUACUAUUUCGAGAACGUUUUCGAAUGCUAAUAAAUCACCUAUAACUCCUUCUGAACCGAGUGAAGAGUUGGUGGAUGGAUUUAAGAAUGUUGGUAGAGGAAGAUUAAAGUCGAUUCGGGCUGCUUGUAUCGAAGCUAAGAACAUUUAUAAGAAGAAUCCAGAGAUUAAGAGAUCUAAUACUAAAUUAUGGGGAUCUAAAGUUAUUGAACUUACAGACCAGAGUGAAGUUAAGUUUAUUGGAGGUACCAAAGGAACAUCAACAGGAAAUGGAGAUGCUGUUGAAUUUAAAGAAUUUGCUUGGAUUAAAGGUGAUAAGAUUGGUAGUGGAUCAUUUGGAUCAGUUUAUUUAGGGUUCAAUGUCACAACUAAGGAAAUGUUUGCUGUUAAACAAAUUGUUUAUAGUCCUCAAUCCCAAAUUUCAGUUGAUUUAUUGAAAGAAGUUGAAAAUAUGAAAGAUUUACAUCAUGAAAAUAUUGUUCAAUAUUUAGGACAUUCUCAAAAGAAUAAUGAAUAUAAUAUAUUCUUAGAAUACGUUCCAGGGGGUUCAAUUGGAUCAUGUAUUAAGAAUGUGGGUAAAUUUGAUGAACAAUUGAUUCGAUUCCUUAUUAAGCAAGUUUUAUCAGGAUUAGAAUAUUUACAUACCAAUGGGAUAUUACAUCGAGAUUUAAAAGCGGAUAAUUUAUUAUUAGAUGAUAAUGGUACAUGUAAAAUAUCUGAUUUUGGAAUUUCGAAGAGAUCUAAAGAUAUUUAUGCUAAUGAUAUGAAGAAUUCAUUUAAAGGUACUCGAUAUUGUAUGGCACCUGAAAUAUUUAAGAAUAAGAAAUAUGUGGGGUAUAGUGCUAAAGUUGAUAUUUGGUCAUUAGGAUGUGUGGUGAUUGAGAUGUUUACCGGGAGAAGACCAUGGUCUGAUAGUAAAUCUGCGGAACAAUUUGUGGAAGAUAUUGAUAAGAAAUUAAGUACUGAUUCCAGAAUUUCAUGUGAUGCAAGAGAUUUUAUACUUCGAUGUCUUACUAUUGAUUCAAGUGUUAGGCCUACUGCUAAACAAUUGAUUAAUGAUCCAUUUACAAAAGUUGAUGAUAAAUUUGAAUUCCAAAACACCAAAUUAGCAGAGACUAUAAAAGAUAGAAAGAAGGAAUAGUAAUAGUAUGUAUGUAUAUAUAU